AAACCGAGGACCAAUUCAAUAAUUUGUCACUCUACCCCCAGAAAAAAUACAAGAAGUGAAAAAAAGUAAAAGAACAGAAUGUUUACUGACAUUAGAAACUUAACAGAAGCCAUAGAUAAUUUGGCAAAAGCAACCGAGGAUCUGGAAAAAUGGAAGACAAGCGCAGCGGAGAAUAUGGACAAUAUGUUUUUGGUCCUGAUGGGAAUCAUUAUAUACCUAAUGCAGGGAGGAUUCGCCUUAAUAGAAUCUGGCUGUGUCAGAAGUAAAAACACAACCAAUAUCCUGAUAAAGAACCUGCUAGACUCCUUUAUCUCCGGGGUGUUCUAUUGGAUUUUCGGGUACGCCUUUGCGUUUGGUGCCGGAAACGCCUUUAUAGGGUACGAUCAUUUCGCCCACAGUGGUAUGGAUGACUCGUCGUACGCCACAUGGUUCUUUCAGUACGUGUUUGCCGCCACCGCCGCUACCAUUGUGUCUGGGGCAGUGGCAGAAAGAUGUGAAUUUAUAGCUUACCUUGUCUACAGUUCUUUAAUAACAGGAUUUAUCUACCCUGUGUUGACACAUUGGGCAUGGUCGUCAGAGGGCUGGAUGAACCAAGGCUUCACUUACGACACGGGAGACAACUCCACCACGAUCUCAAUAUCAUAUCAGGAUUUUGCGGGUAGCGGUGUAGUGCAUACAUGCGGUGGGGUUGCUGCAUUUUUGGCGGCAUUGUUAAUGGGACCCAGAAUCGGAAGAUUUGAUAAAGAAACGGGGGCACCACUGGACAUCAAAGGUCACUCCGUACCGCUGGCUGCCCUCGGAGGAUUCAUUUUGAUUUUUGGUUUCUUGGCUUUCAACGGCUCUUCCCAAGGUUCCAUUUCUAACCCUGGAGAUGGAGCUGCGGUUGCUAUGGCGAUAAAAAAUACCGUCAUGUCGGCUUCUUCUGGUGCUUUUACGACUAUGUUCAUGAACAAAAUUUCAUUGUUUGGAGAUCGGAAGUGGAGUUUCGCAACCACACUUAAUGGUGCUUUGGCAGGAAUGGUAGCCAUUUGUGCUGGUUGUAACCAAAUGGAAACUUAUGCUGCUUUUAUUGUUGGAAUUGGGGGAGGCAUUGCCUAUAUGAUCACCACGUGGUUGGUUCUAUUCAAAUUUAAAGUGGACGACCCUCUGGACGCAUGUGCUGUGCACUACGGAGGAGGAGUGUGGGGAGUAAUUUCGAUCGGGCUCCUUUCUAGAGAUGUUGGGAUUCUGUAUAAAUGGAAUGCCGAGGCCGGGCUGACCCUGGCUUGGCAGCUGAUAUGUUUGUUGGCCAUUAUUGUGUGGACCGGUGCUCUUUGCUUUGUUAUGUUCUACAUCCUUAAAAAGCUACAUCUCCUUAGAGUUUCUUUUGAGUGGGAAACGAAAGGUUUGGACAUUCCAAAACACGGAGAGCCGGCGUACCCUGCCGAAGCUUACGGGCACGGCUGGGGGGAGAAGGGAGACACGCUGUUCACAAUGGUUAAAAAAGCAUCCAUGGUUUCCUCCGAGUCUACUAUAAAACUUGCUUUAUCAGAAUUGUCCCUUGGAAGUGCGAGCUUCAAUACAAAUAUGACAGAAAAAACUCAGUUGUGAGAGCUACUGAUAGAAGACAGAAACUGAG
This is a messenger RNA of Saccostrea cuccullata (small rock oyster), 1618 nucleotides long. RefSeq names its product putative ammonium transporter 1. Gene Ontology annotation, cellular component: plasma membrane. Gene Ontology annotation, molecular function: ammonium channel activity. The transcript has 11 exons. Bases 79 to 1590 code for a protein of 503 amino acids. The record is from RefSeq and is a predicted model, not a curated record. Gene Ontology annotation, biological process: ammonium transmembrane transport; ammonium homeostasis. Lineage: Eukaryota; Metazoa; Mollusca; Bivalvia; Ostreida; Ostreidae.